CCGUGAGUAGGGCUCCCGGAGAUGUCGGGGGCGCGCGGGCGGCGGUGGCGCUAGAGGAGCCGCCUGUGAACGUGCCAGUGCUCGUGCUCGCGGCCGCGCCGGUGCCGAGCCCCUCGGGCCGCGCCCCUACUUUGCCGUCUCUGCUUCCCGACGGCCCAAUGCUGGUUCCCCAGGUGAGGGGAGCGACAUAGCCGCUCCCCGCAGCGCCGCUCGGACCCGGCCCCGACCCUGACCUGGGACCCCGCCCGGGCUCGAGCCGGCCUGGCAGUCGCGGGGCGCGGCCCAAGCGAGAGAGCGGGCCAUGGCGGCCCGCGGGUGCCCGCUGGAGCCGGUGUCACUGCCCGCCGAGGUGCGAGAGAGCCUGGCGGAGCUGGAGCUGGAGCUGUCGGAAGGUGACAUCACUCAAAAAGGAUAUGAAAAGAAGAGGGCGAAGCUGCUGGCGCGCUACAUACCACUUCUUCAAGGAGUGGACCCAUCCCUCCAAACAGAGCCUAGGACCCCCGGGCCCUCACAAACCACGGCUGCAGUGCCUAAGCAGCAGAAGGCACGGCCCACCAACUCGCGGGACGAGCGCUUCCGGUCAGAUGUUCACACUGAAGCCGUGCAAGCAGCUUUGGCCAAAUACAAAGAGAGGAAGGUGCCUCUGCCCUCGAAAAGGCGGUCUGUUCUCGUGCAUUCAUCUCUGGAAACCUGCACCCCCCCAGACACGUCGUCUGCCUCAGAAGAUGAGGGCUCUUUACGGCGACCCGGGCGACUCACCUCCACUCCGCUCCAGAGCCAUUCCAGCGUCGAGCCCUGGCUCGACCGGGUCAUUCAGGGCUCGUCCACCUCAUCCUCCGCAUCUUCCACCUCAUCUCACCCGGGAGGGAGACCUGCCGCCGCGCUCGCAGGCCCCGCGGCCCACGCCCACAUAGCAGAUCUGCACUCUGCCCCUCCUGAUGUCACCACUGGCCUUGUUGUGGAGCAUUCGCACUGUGAGGGUCCACAGCCAGCCUCUGUGAGAGGCGUCCCUCGGGGGUGCGGUGGGCGCCUCCUGGACACAGCGGGUGGUGUCCCUGUGAACAGCAGAGUGUCCUCCAAAAUCCAGCAACUUCUGAACACCCUGAAGAGGCCGAAGCGCCCUCCGCUGAAGGAGUUCUUCGUGGACGAUGUUGAGGAGCUGUUGGAAGUUCAGCAGCCAGAUCCAAAUCAGCCAAAGCCUGAGGGAAGCCAGAUGGUGGUGCUGAAAGGAGAACCUCUGGCCACGGGGAUCUCCUGGCCGCCUUCGCUGCUGGCCGCCCUGCAGCGCUGGGGCACGAUGCAGCCCAAAGCCCCCUGCCUGACCGCCUUGGACACAACGGGGAAGGCCACCUACACCCUCACCUAUGGCAAACUUUGGAGUCGAAGUUUAAAACUAGCGUACACUCUCCUUAAUAAACUGACUAGUAAGAAUGAGCCACUACUUAAACCUGGAGACAGAGUGGCGCUGGUGUUUCCGAACAGCGACCCUGUGAUGUUCAUGGUUGCGUUUUAUGGGUGUCUCCUGGCAGAGCUGGUGCCUGUCCCCAUAGAAGUGCCACUAACAAGAAAGGACGCCGGCAGCCAGCAGAUCGGGUUCCUGCUGGGCAGCUGUGGCGUUGCCCUGGCCCUGACCACGGACGCCUGUCAGAAAGGCCUGCCCAAGGCACAGACGGGAGAGGUGGCAGCUUUCAAAGGCUGGCCCCCCCUCACCUGGCUGGUGAUCGAUGGGAAGCAUCUGACUAAGCCCCCCAAGGACUGGCACCCGCUGGCCCAGGACGAAGGAUCCCGGACUGCCUACAUAGAGUAUAAAACCAGCAAAGAAGGCAGCACAGUGGGGAUCACAGUGUCCCAUGCAUCCCUGCUGGCGCAGUGCAGGUCUCUGACCCAGGCGUGUGGCUACUCAGAAGCCGAAACACUAACAAAUGUGCUGGAUUUCAAAAGGGAUGCUGGUCUGUGGCAUGGAGUGUUAACAAGCGUCAUGAACAAGAUGCACGUGAUCAGCAUCCCGUACGCCCUGAUGAAGGUGAACCCGCUCUCCUGGAUUCAGAAAGUGUGUUUGUUUAAAGCCCAGACAGCGGUGGUGAAGUCCCGUGACAUGCACUGGUCUCUCCUGGCUCAGCGAGGCCAGCGCGACGUCAGCCUCAGCUCCCUGCGCAUGCUGAUCGUGGCCGACGGCGCCAACCCCUGGUCCAUAUCCUCCUGUGAUGCCUUCCUCAAUGUCUUCCAGUCCAGAGGCCUGAGGCCGGAGGUCAUCUGUCCUUGUGCCAGUUCUCCUGAGGCGCUAACGGUUGCCAUCCGCAGGCCGCCUGACCUGGGAGGACCUCCUCCGAGAAAAGCUGUGCUGUCCAUGAACGGCCUCAGUUAUGGCGUGAUCCGAGUUGACACUGAAGAAAAGUUGUCAGUCCUUACUGUCCAGGACGUUGGCCAGGUGAUGCCUGGAGCUAAUGUGUGUGUUGUGAAGAUAGACGGUGCCCCGUGUCUUUGUAAAACUGAUGAGGUUGGAGAAAUAUGUGUUGACUCCAGUGCCACAGGCACAGCGUACUACGGACUGCUUGGGAUCACAAAGAACAUCUUUGAGGCUGUCCCGGUCACUGCAGGAGGAGCGCCCGUCUCCGACAGGCCUUUCACCAGGACUGGGCUCCUGGGCUUCAUCGGCCCUGACAACCUGGUCUUCGUCGUGGGCAAGCUGGACGGGCUGAUGGUGGUCGGGGUUCGCAGACACAAUGCAGACGACAUCGUGGCCACCGCGUUGGCCGUGGAGCCCAUGAAGUUUGUCUACAGAGGCAGGAUCGCCGUGUUCUCCGUGACAGUGCUGCACGACGACCGGAUCGUGCUCGUGGCCGAGCAGCGGCCGGACGCCUCCGAGGAGGACAGCUUCCAGUGGAUGAGCCGCGUGCUGCAGGCCAUUGACAGCAUCCACCAGGUGGGCGUGUACUGUCUGGCUCUGGUUCCUGCCAACACCUUGCCCAAGGCUCCUCUUGGAGGGGUUCACGUCUCUGAAGCCAAACAGCGUUUUCUGGAGGGGACGCUGCACCCGUGCAAUGUGCUAAUGUGCCCGCACACCUGUGUCACCAACCUUCCCAAACCUCGCCAGAAACAGCCAGAGGUGGGACCAGCCUCCAUGAUCGUGGGGAAUCUGGUUGCUGGGAAGAGAAUUGCACAGGCCUCUGGGCGGGAACUGGCUCACCUGGAAGACAGCGACCAGGCCAGGAAGUUCCUGUUCCUGCCUGAUGUGCUGCAGUGGCGGGCCCACACCACUCCCGACCACCCGCUGUUUCUGCUGCUGAAUGCCAAGGGCACGGUGACGAGCACUGCGACCUGUGUCCAGCUGCACAGGAAGGCUGAGAGGGUGGCCGCUGCUCUGAUGGAGAAGGCAAGACUGAGCAUUGGGGACCACGUGGCUUUGGUCUACCCCCCAGGGGUGGACCUCAUUGCUGCCUUCUACGGCUGCCUGUACUGCGGCUGCGUGCCAGUCACUGUGCGGCCCCCGCACCCCCAGAACCUCUCUACCACGCUUCCGACCGUCAAGAUGAUUGUGGAGGUCAGCAAGUCUGCCUGCGUGCUCACCACGCAGGCCAUCAUGCGGCUGCUGAAGUCCAAGGAAGCGGCAGCCACCGUGGACGUCAGGACCUGGCCCACCAUCAUAGAUACAGAUGACAUACCAAAAAAGAAGGUGGCGAGUGUGUUCAGGCCGCCCUCCCCGGACAUGCUCGCAUACCUGGACUUCAGUGUGUCGACUACAGGGAUCUUAGCGGGUGUGAAGAUGUCACACGCAGCCACAAGUGCCUUGUGCCGCUCCAUAAAGCUGCAGUGUGAGCUGUACCCCUCCAGGCAGAUCGCCAUCUGUCUUGACCCCUACUGUGGCCUCGGCUUCGCCCUGUGGUGCCUGUGCAGUGUCUACUCUGGACACCAGUCCGUGCUGGUGCCCCCGCUGGAGCUGGAAAGCAACGUGUCCCUGUGGCUGUCCGCUGUGAGCCAGUACAAGGCCCGCGUCACCUUCUGCUCCUACUCGGUCAUGGAGAUGUGCACCAAGGGCCUGGGCGCACAGACAGGUGUCCUCAGGAUGAAGGGGGUGAACCUGUCGUGUGUGCGCACAUGUAUGGUGGUUGCUGAGGAGCGGCCCCGGAUCGCGCUGACACAGUCCUUCUCCAAGCUGUUCAAGGACCUGGGCCUGCCCGCGCGUGCCGUGAGCACCACGUUUGGGUGCAGGGUCAACGUGGCCAUCUGCCUCCAGCCCAACAGGCUGGGAAAGCUGGCUGAGCAGGGCACGGCCGGCCCGGACCCCACGACGGUCUACGUGGACAUGAGGGCGCUGCGCCACGACAGGGUACGUUUGGUAGAACGGGGUUCUCCUCACAGUCUGCCGCUGACGGAGUCUGGAAAGAUUCUCCCUGGAGUGAAGGUCAUCAUCGCGCACACUGAGACCAAGGGGCCCCUCGGAGACUCGCACCUGGGAGAGAUCUGGGUUAGCAGCCCCCACAAUGCCACAGGCUACUACACCGUCCACGGGGAGGAGGCGCUUCACGCCGACCACUUCAGUGCCCGGCUGAGCUUUGGAGACACCCAGACCAUCUGGGCAAGGACUGGCUACUUGGGCUUCCUUCGGAGAACAGAGCUCACCGAUGCCAGUGGAGAGCGGCACGACGCACUGUACGUGGUUGGGUCCCUGGAUGAAACGCUGGAGCUGAGAGGCAUGCGGUACCACCCAAUCGACAUCGAGACGUCGGUGAUCCGAGCACACCGGAGCAUCGCCGAGUGCGCCGUGUUCACCUGGACCAACCUGCUGGUCGUGGUGGUGGAGCUGGACGGGCUGGAGCAGGAUGCCCUGGACCUGGUGGCUCUGGUGACGAAUGUGGUGUUGGAGGAGCACCACCUUGUUGUGGGCGUGGUGGUCAUCGUCGACCCCGGCGUGAUUCCCAUCAACUCUCGGGGCGAGAAGCAACGCAUGCACCUGCGAGACGGCUUCCUGGCUGAUCAGCUGGACCCGAUCUAUGUCGCCUACAACAUGUGAGCGCUGCUCACCGGCGCCGGGGCUCUGGCCGGGCGGCCCAGGCUUCCGGGCACUGGGGCCAAGGGAAGGCGCUGGAGCGCGUGAGGGCACUGCUGUGCGCGUGCAGGCCGCCCGGACAGAGGCUGCAGUCUUCCCGGCGUGCCGCGCGCCUCGCCCUGCUCACACGGACUCAUCUUGAGUUCCUCAAGUCUUAUUUGAGAAGCCACUUCUAAAUUAUUUGAAGAAAUUUAGUAAUCUUCGAGGACAUUUACAAAAACGAAAACGUCAGUGCUUUCACAGACAGGGUGACGGGAACAGGAAGCAAAGGCCGCCGUGGGCACCACGAGGAGCUGAUGCUACGUUACAGUAACCGGCAGGAGUGCCGUUGGUUCUCUGCCGGACUGCAGGUGUGCACUUUGUAGACUGAAAAUGUAGUUCUUGACUUAAAAAAUUCAAUUAUUUAUUCCCACUUCAAACAACAAGUUCGUACACAGAAACGUAAUCAAGCUAGAAAGAACCGGAGGCCCCAGCACGGCUGACUCACAUCCGUUUCACGGGGAGGAACGGAGCCCCAAACGGCUGAUGCGAAGGGCGGCGGGUCCUGCCUGCCUCUCGAACCCCAGACCAGGCUCUCGAGUUGCACACCGUGCCUCCCCUCUUCCAGUUUCUGUGCUGAUGCCGCGUGCCCGAUGGUCCGCACAUGUUGUCCCUGACGGGCAGUGAGUGCCUGCCAGGCUGCCCAGGCUGGUGCAGAUGCCCUGUCUCGGAGAGAGAAACCAGCAUUUAGUUUUAACCCCUUUUCUGGGUUUGUGACUUACAGCUGUUUAGUCAAUCGCUUGUUUUCAUAACAUCACAAAAUACAUUCUUCUCCACGCAUGGACGAGGGCUGAAGUACGUCCAUUCUGAACCGGCGGGCUUUGGAGCCCCGGUGCCGGUGUCUGGGGUUUCCACGUCCUCAGUGCCAUUCGCAGUGCCGUCGAGCUGCGGGGAGAGCCGCCGGAGGUGGGUGUGCUCCCGUUGCCCGGGCUCUCCCCUCUGAGUCGUACGCCUGUAAAACUCGGCCGGACCUCACUCAGUUACGACUAAGCUGAGUGAUCGAAUGUUACAGUAAACCUAAGUGAAAGAGAAUGUAAAAUCUUUUAGAAAUUUCUAAGAAUCUCAAGUGAAGCUCAAAUCUAAGAAUAUUUUUAUAUAGCUAAUGAAGAAUAUGUUACGAAGUUGUUGGGUUUCGGGGGGACUGAGGACGGGAAAGCAGGAAUCAUGCAUGCCUCAUAGAAACGACCAGGUGUUUCUGGAAUUAGCCUGAAUCAGUGCCUAACAAAGCUGUUUUUAAUUCUUUGCCAUCUUAAACUCGCCACCACGUAGGUCUGGCUAACCAGGCCGGCUGUCGCGUCCUACUCUUACCUGGCUGCUAGUAGCAGGUGCGCUGUAGCUCGGUUUGCCCGCGGUGGUGGACUGCAGUGAGUAUGUUGCAGCAUACUGGAAUUGUACUAACCUAUUGUAAUUAUGUACAUAAUCCUGUGUAAUUUAUUGUUGGACACACAGAUAGUGGAUAUUCCUUAGAAUGGCCGGCAGGGGAAACAACUACCUAACCCUAAUCUCAGUGUUGUAGUUUUGUAGCGGAUACUGUAAAACUUUUGUAUUGAAAGGUCAGUGGCAGUAAGACAAGUUGUCUUGUAAAUUAAGACUUAAAGAAGCACAUUAAAAUGUUUUAAAGUUACUCUCUGGGAAUUCUGUAUAUCACACUAAAAUUUUUUUAUAACACUAUGUUAAUAAAAGUUAUUGACUUUGUAAUUCUGCAUUUUGAAAUGUGUGAAAAGGUUUCUAAAAUUAUCCCAAAUAGGAUGUAUUUUAUUAUUCAUUCCGUUUUUCUGAAUAUAGAAGCGUUUGUGUUUACAGCAUACAACCUACAAAGCACAUAAAAGUGUAAAGAAGAAAAUCUAUAAUCCUACCUCUGAGUAAUAUAAUAGCGUUAAUGUUUGACAUAAAUCCUUCCAAGGAUUUAUUUUUCCUUUUAAAAAUUUUUACAAAAUUAGGCUCAUAUACUUUUAUAAUCAGCUUUUGUACUUAAUAAAUUACAGACUUUUAAAUCUGUUA
Phyllostomus discolor (pale spear-nosed bat) is the source of this 7087-nucleotide messenger RNA. RefSeq names its product disco interacting protein 2 homolog A (gene DIP2A). Gene Ontology annotation, cellular component: cell surface. The transcript has 39 exons. Lineage: Eukaryota; Metazoa; Chordata; Mammalia; Chiroptera; Phyllostomidae. The coding region runs from base 302 to 5011 and encodes 1569 amino acids. The record is from RefSeq and is a predicted model, not a curated record.